Molecule: messenger RNA, 2362 nt
Organism: Danio aesculapii
Lineage: Eukaryota; Metazoa; Chordata; Actinopteri; Cypriniformes; Danionidae
Gene: ash2l
Product: ash2 like, histone lysine methyltransferase complex subunit
Exons: 17
Coding region: 28-1800 (590 amino acids)
Cellular component (GO): Set1C/COMPASS complex
Molecular function (GO): protein binding; transcription cis-regulatory region binding
Source: RefSeq, a predicted model, not a curated record
UUUGCGUCUUUGGCUACUAUUUGAAAGAUGGCUGCUGAGGCGCGUUCUGUGACUGAGAGAGACACUGCGGACGGAGAUGCCUCUUUUGGAGAUCUGACCACAAACAUGGAGACCGAGUCGUCCAGUGGAAAAGAGACUAUGGACACGGCUGGGGACAGUUCUGAAGCAGCGGACGCUCAGACGGGCUCUGGAGACGAUGAAAACGGCCGUCAGCUGGGUGAAGUGGAGCUGCAGUGUGCGCUGUGCAUGAAGUGGUUCACCGCAGACACCUUCAGCAUCGACACGGCAACUUGCCUGCCAUUCAUGACCAAUUAUGUGUUUCACUGCAACGUGUGUCACCACAGUGGAAACACUUACUUUCUGAGGAAACAAGCCAAUCUGAAGGAAAUGUGUCUCACUGCUUUGGCAAAUCUGACAUGGAGGUCCAGGACUCAAGAGGAGCAUCCUAAAACUAUGUUUUCUAAAGAUAAGGACAUCAUACCUUUCAUUGACAAAUACUGGGAGUGUAUGACGACCCGCCAGAGGCCCGGCAAACUGACUUGGCCAAAUAACAUCGUCAAGACCAUGAGCAAAGAGCGCGAUGUUUUCCUGGUGAAAGAACAUCCUGAUCCUGGCAGCAAAGACCCUGAAGAGGACUAUCCUAAGUUUGGUUUGCUUGAUCAGGAUCUGGGCAACAUCGGACCGUCGUAUGACAACCAGAAGCAGAUGACCACAGUCACAGGUGCUGGAGGAUUGAACGGUGGAUCAACCUUUUCAGGUGGGCUUCCUUCAGCUGCUACAGGAAAAGGCAGAGGAGCCAAACGCAAACAGCAGCAGCAACAGGAUGGUGCCGCCGCUGGAGCAGCCAAGAGAACACGCAGUGACCCGCUGUUCUCAGCUCAGCGUCUGCCGCCUCACGGUUAUCCUCUUGAACAUCCCUUCAACAAAGAUGGCUAUCGCUACAUCCUAGCAGAGCCGGAUCCUCAUGCUCCCGACCCUGAAAAACUGGAGCUGGACUGCUGGGCCGGGAAGCCCAUUCCUGGAGACCUGUACAGGGCAUGUCUAUAUGAGCGAGUCCUGCUGGCCCUGCAUGACAGAGCACCGCAGCUGAAGAUUUCUGAUGACCGGCUGACGGUGACUGGAGAGAAAGGCUACUCGAUGGUGCGAGCGUCUCACGGGGUCAGAAAGGGCUCGUGGUUUUUUGAGGUGACCGUGGAUGAGAUGCCUCAGGACACUGCGGCUCGACUGGGCUGGUCACAGCCUUUAGGAAAUCUGCAAGCUCCUCUGGGUUAUGAUAAGUUCAGCUACUCAUGGCGCAGUAAGAAAGGCACACGCUUCCAUCAGUCCAUGGGCAAGCAUUACUCUGAUGGCUACGGUCAGGGAGACAUCUUGGGCUUCUUCAUUGAGCUUCCAGACGAGACCGAAAUCGCCAAGGCCCUGCCAGAUACAUACAAGGACAAAGCACUGAUCAAAUUCAAAAGCUACUUGUACUUUGAAGAGAAAGAUUACGUGGACAAAGCUGAGAAGAACUUAAAGCCCACCAGUGUCAGCAGAAUGAUAUUUUUCAAAAACGGCGUGAAUCAAGGUGUGGCCUAUGAGGAUCUGUUUGAGGGCAUGUACUACCCCGCCAUAUCCCUCUACAAGAGCUGCACGGUCUCUGUCAAUUUUGGUCCCCACUUCAAAUACCCACCUAAAGACAUCAAGUUUCAGCCAAUGAGUGAUAUGGGCUGGGGUGCAGUCAUCGAACACACACUGGCUGAUAUGCUCUACCAUGUGGAGACUGAAGUGGACGGCCGACGGAGCCCACAAUAUGAAGGUUAAACACAAGCAUCCGAGAACACUGACUGUCUGAUAAACACUCGUCAAAUACAGACGCUUCCCUGCACCAUUCUCAAACACACACACACACACACACCAGUUCGGCUAUUAUUUUUAUUAACAGUGCUCCUCUCUCCAUGUACUGCUCUGUUUUUCUAUCAAAAAAGCCUCGUAUUUCACUUUUCUUUUAAUAAAACCUCAAACUGCACCCGACGGUGACGUUUGAUCGUUCAAUCCAGUAAAAAAGUAAAUAAAUGUACAAUUACUUGAGCUGUAGAGUAUGUUUCCAUUCGGUUAAUAGUUUCCUCAUACUGCAGAUUUACCUUUGUAUCCGUCAUACUAUUUUAUUUCCUUCAUGCAUUAUCCUGACCGGCAGAUUUCCUCUUAGCUGGUGUAAAGUGUGCGUGUGAUGUGGGAGUUUUCAGCUCUCAGACGUCACGCUUAUUAUCUGUUGUCUACUUGAUUAUGGGUUUGUAGUUAUUCGGAUAGAUGUAAAAUAUGAUCUUUUGUUUUUGUAAACCAUGUUUUCUACACAAACUUGUUUUAAUAAAGUGAAUCUAAAUGA